Mycena citricolor is the source of this 1005-nucleotide messenger RNA. The record is from the annotation of a GenBank genome assembly. Lineage: Eukaryota; Fungi; Basidiomycota; Agaricomycetes; Agaricales; Mycenaceae.
AUGGGUCGUUCCUCCACUCACUCAACGCAAGCACAGAAGGCUGUGGCUGGUCGGGAAAGCAGUCUACGAUAUGCUAGCAAGCCCAGUGUGAAACUUGCUCGGGCACAAAAGCCUCGCACUGUGAACCGCCGGAAGACAGCCAAAGUAUUUGAAUGUGUUCCUGGCCUUGCUCCUCCAACACCCGCAAUGCUCACAGAAGCAAAACAAGCUCUACCGUCUGAUCACCCUCUGUUCAAGGAGGCGCUCCAAUCGCCAGAUAACCUGGACAAAAGCGAUCUGCCUCGGUGGAAGAAGAUACCUCCCUUUGAAGCAGACAGCGACCCCGCAGAUCCUCUCUCCACUGAAUACCUCGAGUAUACUGCCUCACUCUCGGCUGUGCUGCAUGGUGUACGACUACGGGAGCAGCAGCAGCGCAUCCCAGUAUUGUCCUUGCAGUGGCAAGGGCGGAAACGACAAGCACUCCUCAAGGUGCUGCGUCACAAGCUGGAGAUCGAGUACAGGGAUUGGGAUCACAUCCAAAUCCUUCUGUCUGUCAGGGGACGCCGCGCUCCUUGGGCAUGUGACCAUGCACGUGACCCACUGCACCCUCUCUGCCGACCCGUGCCUGCUCACCUGUCGAUCACCCAGCCUCCUCCUCCUCCUCCGAUCCUCAUCUCCAUCCAUGCCGACAUCCGCCCUCUCCCUUCUUCCCCCGGCCAUCUCCCUCGAAUCCCCGCAAGCGAUCUAGCCAAGCCCGAUUCCUUGCACCAGGGAGUGCUACUGCCGCUCGUACCAGAUGCCCUUGCGCUCAUCCGCACCACCCCUCUUCCCAGUUGGGCAUUGGUCCUCGCCUCCAAUGUCUCCACUGGCUGGCCCCGCACUGGCCUGGCCGCUGGGCUCCUCCAGUGUGGCCUUCCACUGUUGGUGUCUCAGGAGCUGGCCAUCACUGGCCCCUCUGAGCCACUCACUAUCUUAUCUGGGUUUGUCAUUAUCUACUUGUCAUCUGCCAUUGUUCCAUGGCAGUGA